CGCGUGCGGCCCUGCGCCCCUGCGCCCCUGCGCCCCUGCGCCCGGCCUGUGGAGCCCGGGGCGUCCGGAGCCGGUGAGUGCCCCGGCCGCUGUCCUGCGUGCAGGCGGCAGCCCUAGCGACCAUCCCGCUCCUUGAACCGACGCGACCUCCCAGGACCUGGUUCCAGUUUCACUGAUAGAGGACUAGAAAGCCUGUAGUAAAAGCCCGUCUGAACUGAAAGAUAAAAUUCAUCAGUGGUUUGAAACGAACAGCUCUCAACCAAAGGAAUCACUUGGUAUUUAUAAACUUUGGGUCUUCCAAAGACAAUGGUGAAAGAAAAGAAAAAAGCAGACAAAAAGGUAGAUAAGUCUGCCCGCUCUCCCUCGUCUCUCUCUGACUAUCCAGAGUUUUCCAAACAAGAUGGCAGUGCCGCCAGGCAGGAAAUGUCCCCAGUUGGUGUCCCGCCAUUGGAAACGCAGCUCAACGAAACAGAACCCCACAAAGAACCUGAAAUCAUUGAGGAGGAGGAAGAUGCCACUCAACAAUACGAAGAGCCCAUUCUGACCAAACUCAUAGUGGAAAGCUAUGAAGGGGAAAAAGUCCGUGGGCUGUAUGAGGGAGAAGGCUUUGCCAUCUUUCAAGGAGGUAGCACCUACCACGGUAUGUUUUCAGAAGGACUCAUGCAUGGACAAGGGACUUAUAUUUGGGCCAAUGGACUAAAAUACGAGGGGGAAUUUGUGAAGAACAUCCCCAUGAACCACGGCAUGUACACGUGGCCGGACGGCAGCAUGUACGAAGGCGAAGUGAUAAACGGCAUGAGGAACGGCUUUGGCAUGUUCAAGUGCAGCACCCAGCCUGUGUCCUACAUCGGCCACUGGUGCCACGGCAGGAGACACGGGAAGGGCUCCAUUUAUUAUAAUCAAGAGGGCACCUCUUGGUACGAGGGAGACUGGGUUUACAACAUCAGAAGGGGCUGGGGAAUAAGAUGUUACAAAUCUGGAAAUAUAUAUGAAGGCCAGUGGGAAGACAACAUGCGCCACGGGGAAGGGAGGAUGAGGUGGCUGACAACCAAUGAGGAGUACACCGGCCGGUGGGAGAGGGGGGUCCAGAAUGGUUUUGGAACACACACAUGGUUUCUAAAGAGAAUCCCCAACUCCCAGUAUCCUUUGAGAAAUGAAUAUGUAGGAGAGUUCGUAAAUGGCUAUCGUCACGGACACGGAAGGUUUUACUACGCCAGUGGAGCCAUGUAUGAGGGAGAAUGGGUUUCCAAUAAAAAACAUGGCAUGGGCCGAUUAACUUUUAAGAAUGGGCGUGUGUAUGAAGGUCCGUUUUCCAAUGACCACAUAGCAGAGUAUCCAGAUCUCGAAGUUGAAUUCCUAAAUUACCUGGACCUGUGUUCGGAAGUUUCCCAAAGGGAAAGGCCACACAGACCUUCCAUGAAUGCUGAAAUCAUCAGGAAGCUCGAUGGUAGUGAGAGCCAUUCUGUGCUGGGAUCGAGCAUCGAGCUGAAUCUAAACCUCUUGCUGGACAUGUACCCUAAGGAAGAGCAACCAGAAGAAAAAAGGCAGGCAGAAUAUGCUAUCUUGAGAAAUAUUACAGAAUUACGAAGAAUCUAUAGCUUUUAUAGCAGCCUAGGAUGUGAUCACUCUCUGGAUAACACCUUUCUGAUGACAAAGCUUCACUUCUGGAGAUUUCUAAAAGAUUGCAAAUUUCAUCACCACAAAAUAACUCUUGCUGAUAUGGACAGGAUAUUAAGCACCCAUAAGGACAUACCAGUUGAGGACAUUCAUUCUCCAUUUACAACGAUACUUCUGAGAACAUUUCUGAACUAUCUCCUCCAGUUGGCCUACCACAUUCACCAUAGAGAGUUCCAGAAUAGAAGCCCAUCGCUUUUUUUGUGUUUUACAAAACUGAUGACUGAGAACAUUCAUCCAAAUGCCUGCCAUGUAAAAGGCACCUUAUUCCGUGAGCCACAGCGGACGCUCUAUUCGAUGAAUUACGUUGAUAAGUGCUGGGAGAUCUAUCUCACUUACUGCAGACCGCACACAGCUCCGCCCUACGAGCUAACGAUGAAGAUGAGACACUUCCUCUGGAUGUUGAAAGAUUUUAAAAUGAUAAAUAAAGAAUUAACACCAACCAAAUUUGUGGAGGUAAUAGCAGAGGAUAAUCCUUUCAUAUCUGAUGGAAUUGACAGCAACUUUGAACCUGAGUUGGUUUUCCUGGAAUUCUUUGAAGCCCUCUUAAGUUUUGCACUCAUCUGGGUUCCUGACCAAAAGACCAAAUUGGGUAGGAGUGCUCCAAAGGAUGAUUUUCCUGGAAACAAAUUUUCAAAUAUUUUUACAGGAGCAAAUCAGAACCGGAGUCCAAGUGCGAUUACAAGCCACGAAUCUGAUCGCUGUGGCAGUGCCAAGUCAUCUUCCAGCAAGUUGGGAUUCUUGCCUGAUAUUAACAGAAUAAGGAAAUCGGAGAUCAGGAAGUCUCCAAGUGAAGAGAGAAUUUCCAGAAUCAGUUUUAAAUCUACAGCAAAAGGGCUAACCUUUCUAUUUCAAAGCAAUCAAAGUGGGAUAUAUGAUCUAAACUUGGGGCCUGGAAUAAAUGUGGAAGCAUUCUUAAAAUCUGAAGUGAAAGAUCAUAGCAGAUUACAGCACAGCGAUAAAGACGAUGACGACUCUUCUAUUCUUAAAGAAGGACCAGAGAAAUCAGAAAAACCCAAGGAUGGGCAAAAGGAAAAACUCAAUAUGUGGGUCCAUCACAUGUACUUCUUUUUUGUGAACACGCUCUUUAACUCCCAUAAGCGUGAAGAGACUCUGAAGGAGAAAAUAAAGGAAAACAGGCUACAUAACGCAGCAAUGGCUCAGCAGAGGAAAAUUGAAAAUGAUGAGCUGGAAGCAAGGCUGAGUAUCUUAAGAGAGGAAGAGGCUAAAAGGCAAGACUAUGAUGUGGACAUCACUGUGAUCAAGGAGCCAGUGGACGCCCCAUCCUCUAGCUUCACAAUGAGCUCCCCCAAAGAGGACUCAGCCAUGUCCCCCAGCAAAGCCAUCACGACCAAGAAAAGGAAAAAGUAAAGGGCUGCUAGUGCCAUGAAUGAGCCACGAGAACAUGCACAUAUAAAGGAGCUUGGAACUGCAAGGACUGUAACAUUUCCUGAACAAUAAAAUUGUUUGCAUUAUACUUGUUA
Microcebus murinus (gray mouse lemur) is the source of this 3158-nucleotide messenger RNA. It is a transcript of the gene RSPH10B, whose product is annotated as radial spoke head 10 homolog B. The record is from RefSeq and is a predicted model, not a curated record. NCBI's taxonomy places the organism in Eukaryota, Metazoa, Chordata, Mammalia, Primates, Cheirogaleidae.